UACAGUCGCAAAAAAGGUUGGGAACCACUGCCCUAAAGCCCAAACUAAAAUCUCAUACGCUGCUGUCCCUAAGUGCAUGUAGGCCUAGAUGGGAGGGAGCAGAAUGGUUCUGCUAUUGAUUGCUUCUGCCUGCGAGUGGUAUCAGUUUGCUGAACAGAGCAGGGAUGGGCAUGUGUGUUCACGUAUGUGCAGUACUAGGUCAGGCUGAGUAUCAGGGACGUGGGUCCAGCUUUCUGAAGGAUCCGGUGUCAUGCAUGUUAGACUCGGAGGGUAUUAGGGAGCUGACAUUCAGAGCUUUACAAGUGGAAAGUCUUUUAAGUGACAGAAUGUAUGAAGACAUCACGUCCCAUCUCUCUUACUUUGAAGAAGCAAAAGUCAACUUUGCAAACCUACAGCAGACUGAUGCCAUCAGAGUUGUGUACCAAGUACUUAAAAGCUGUCCACCAGGAGCACUGAAAAGGAAAGCAAAGUGCUUACUCUCCAAAUGGAAACUCUUGUACAAGGACAGCUGUCUUCAUAUUAGUACAGUUCAGGAGAAGUUUACAGGUGAACAAGAACAGUCUGACAAGGCAGCUGUUACUACUAUGACGCAAACUCAAGACGUUGCACAAUGCACGACAGAUCUGGAGAAUACGAUUAGUCAUUCCUCUACUAAAACUGGAGAAGUAGAUCUGAAUCAAAGGUCAGGUUCACAAGAGGCAUGCAGUAACCGGCUCUGUACAGGUAAACAAGAGCAGCAGAAAAUGAGUGUUGAGGACCUGAGAAUGAAGUGCAGAGAACUGUUGUAUCAGGCUUUGGCAGAUACUUCACAAUGCCAAGAGAAAGUCCAAGAGUAUGGAAGGGAACUUGAGGAAAGCAUCUACAGUCUGUACGCUGUGAAUGAAAAGAAGUACAGAAGCUGCAUACGUAGUAAAAUUUCCAAUCUGAAAAAUCCUAAAAAUAUGCACUUGAAAAAGCUAAUAUUUUCUGGAACGCUGUCCCCCAUGACAUUUGCUGGAAUGACCGCUAUGGAGAUGGCAAAUGAGGAGCUCCGAGACCUCAGAGCUAGCUAUACUCAGGCUGGAGUCCAGGAACAUCAGCUUCCCCAGUGCACUGAUGGAGUCCAGACUAGUAAAAUUAAAUGUAGGAAAUGUGAGCGGUUUAAUUGUACGGUGACCAUGAUUUCUCGAGGGAUUCUCUUCCUGCCUGGCUGGGUACGCUCAGGGAAUCCUGAUGAAGAGAUGAUGACAUUUGUCAUUUGUAAUGAGUGUGGUGAACAAUGGUAUCAUAGCGGAUGGAUAUGCCUGUGAAUGAGUAUGUAAACUUUUAUUCACAGAAUUUGCACUGUCGUGCGGUAAUAACUCAAUAAGGAAUUAUGGUGAUAAAAAUGAUUAAUUAUGAAAAAUAAAAAAUUAUGAAAAUUGUUAAAAAUAUCAAAAUUAUGACCUGGUGAAUUGUAGACAAAGCUAAUCAAUACAAUUCACAUCUGAGUCCGACUAUUUCCUCAGAUAUCAACAAGUUCUUUUUAUGAUGGGAUGACAUUAACGCUUAAAGGAGUUCUCUAAGCAAAAACUUUUAACCCCCGCUGUGCCCGGGCUGUAAAACUAUACAUAAUAAACUUUCACUUACCUGCCUACGAUCCC
Hyla sarda is the source of this 1622-nucleotide messenger RNA. RefSeq names its product transcription elongation factor A N-terminal and central domain containing (gene TCEANC). Bases 165 to 1289 code for a protein of 374 amino acids. The transcript has 2 exons. Gene Ontology annotation, cellular component: nucleus. Gene Ontology annotation, biological process: DNA-templated transcription. Lineage: Eukaryota; Metazoa; Chordata; Amphibia; Anura; Hylidae. The record is from RefSeq and is a predicted model, not a curated record.